This is a messenger RNA of Cherax quadricarinatus, 1400 nucleotides long. The record is from RefSeq and is a predicted model, not a curated record. Lineage: Eukaryota; Metazoa; Arthropoda; Malacostraca; Decapoda; Parastacidae.
GUCAUGUUCUGGUACCACAGUCACUCGCUUUACUGCAAACAUGACUGGUAUCCUGCUGAAGACCUGCCUGCUGGGGGCCCUGGCCCUACUGCACUCAACUACAGUGUCAGCAGACAUACCGAAUCCUUGUGCAUCAACUGGCAUGAGUCCCUACGACUACAGCCAGGCACUGUGCAUGUCGUAUGUAUUCUACGAGGCUCAGCGGUCAGGCAAGCUCCCUGGAGAUCAGCGCGUCACUUGGCGUGGCGACUCAGCUCUUAAUGAUGGCUCUGAUGUGGGUCAUGACCUGACUGGUGGCUACUACGAUGCUGGUGAUCAUGUGAAGUUUGGAUUCCCGAUGGCUUUCACGGCAACCAUGCUGGCUUGGGGGCAAAUUGACUUUGCAAAUGGACACAGCAAAGCUGGGCAGACAUCAUAUGGUCAUGCUGCUCUCAAAUGGGCCACUGAUUACUUCCUCAAAGCUCACACUGCCACUAACGAAUUCUACGGUCAGGUGGGCGAAGGGAACACAGAUCACGCUUACUGGGGACGUCCUGAGGAUAUGACCAUGUCUCGACCUUCUUAUAAGAUUGACCAAUCACGUCCAGGAAGUGACUUGGCCGGUGAGACAGCCGCUGCUCUGGCUGCAGCAUCCAUUGUUUUCAAGAGUUCGGACUCGUCCUACUCAUCCCAAGUCCUGAGCGUAGCCAAGGAACUUUACGAAUUCGCCGACCAACACCGCGAUAUCUACACAAAUGCUAUCACAGAUGCCGCUAGCUUCUACAACUCGUGGAGUGGGUAUGGUGACGAGCUGGCCUGGGCCGCACUGUGGCUAGCAAGGGCAACUGGAGACAACUCCUACCUUGACCGAGCCAAGGGACAUGUCAGUGAGUUCAACCUACUUGGAACUCCAAGUCAAUUUGGUUGGGAUGACAAGAAAGCUGGAGUACAGGCACUCCUCGUACUGUUGGACGGAUCAUCCGAGUACACAAAUGCUUUGAACCAGUUCCUGAACUUUGUGAGGAACCAAGCACCUUACACGCCUGAAGGCUUGGUAUUCUUGGACGCCUGGGGCUCCAACCGUCACGCAGCUAAUGUUGCAUUCAUCGCCCUCUAUGCGGCCAAGCUGGGUAUUGACGCAGGAACCAACCAACAGUGGGCCAGGGGACAGAUAGGUCAGCUCCUGGGAGACAACUCAAGAUAUCAAUCCUUCGUUGUUGGCUUUGGUGUUAACCCUCCUACCAGACCUCACCACCGUUCCAGCUCGUGCCCCGACAGGCCAGCUGACUGCUCCAACGGUCUCACAAACUCCGGACCAAACCCACAAACCCUCUGGGGCGCCCUUGUUGGUGGACCAGCUCAGGUUAGUCACCGGAAAAUUAUGUGAUUACCUUCAUACCAGUUACUGCCAUUUGUUUCAU